Lactuca virosa is the source of this 590-nucleotide messenger RNA. The record is from the annotation of a GenBank genome assembly. NCBI's taxonomy places the organism in Eukaryota, Viridiplantae, Streptophyta, Magnoliopsida, Asterales, Asteraceae.
AUGCCUGGUCAAGAAAUAAGUGGUCAUCUUCACAUGAUUGCACACAGUGCUCAGAGUUACACUAUUAACCUCACCCUAUCAGCUAAAAUGUGGGGCCCGGGUGCUGAACAAGGAGGAAUACUACAAACAUCAAGCUGCAGACUGGAUCUAAAAGAGCCAUAUUAUCGAAUGUCUCAACCACAAGCCUAUUCAUCCGCCCAAGAUCAGCAGCCAAAUCAGCUCUUACAAUCACAGGAUUUACACCUUCCAUCCCUGGAUGAAGAUGGGUCGGAUUUCAUCCAACAACCAUCCAAUGAUUCAAGUGUCCAGAUUCAUUGAGGAUUCAUGAAGAAAUGCAUUUGAAGAGUUGAGACCUAUUUAUACAAAUGGUCAAAGUCAAAGCUCUCAGAAAUGUGAUCCAUCCAUGAUGUGUAACAUUAUACAAGGCACCGCGAAAAUGAAAAAUGUCACACCGCUUCUUUCCAAGACUGCCCUUUUACUACUACUACUACUAUUAUUGUAUUUGUUUCAAUGCCUGUAAAUUAGGUUGACUUGGUUGACCUUUUUAUUGCUUUUUACUCUUUAGAGUGUACUUCCCAACUACUACACUA